Messenger RNA from Cladocopium goreaui, 1593 nucleotides. Lineage: Eukaryota; Dinophyceae; Suessiales; Symbiodiniaceae. The record is from the annotation of a GenBank genome assembly.
AUGGCAUCGGGCGACGGGGUGGACUUGGAGUCGUUGCUGGGGGCGCUGGAUGAAGCGGAUUCCUUCCUCAAGUCCAGGGAAGAGCCGUGGAGGGCUGAAGCCGGCGGCGCGAUUGACCUGGAAAGUGCACAUCCAGACCCUGACCCAGUGGAUCCGGCGGAGACAAAGCCCAGCCGUGGCAGUCUGUUGCGCCGACGGCGGAAGGAGGAGCGACGUCAGCCGAGUCAGCCGAGUCAGCCGAGGCAAGCGGAAACGCAGCAAGGAAACGAGGCUGAAACAACGGCGAAAAAAGAAGACUUUCUGGAUAGCUUCCUGUCGGACUUGAUCGAUUCCUCGGAUGACGGCAAACCUGCAGGACCAGAGCCACCGACACCGCCCAAGCGGCGAAUUCGCCACAAGAGCAAGGGACCCCGGCCCACCUGCGUCGAAGAUGGUGCAUGUGACCCAUCAUAUUUCCGCUCUCUGGAGGGCUUUGAGAAAUUCUGGAUAUCUGGUUUGGCAAAAGCUUUUGCUGAAGCAGCUAAAGAACGUUUGCUCCGCCGCCGGAAGUCGCGUGCCGCCGCAUGUCCCACUGCCGCGCCCACGGGGGAUCCAUUCACCAGGUCGUUGACGACUGGCCUCUCAUCAUUCAUCGCCGAUGCCAGACAGCGCACUAGAGACGGUGCCCUGGAAGCGUUCAAUGGUGGGGUUCCAGCAGAUGAAGCGCUCCACGAGGCAAGAGGCCUGGUCUAUCGAGACAUGGGUGAGUAUCAGCUGGAGGCCCUGGAGGUCAUUACCCCAAUCUACCCACCAAAUAGGACGGCACUAGUGGACUUUGACGCCGUCAUUGAGCUGGAACCAGAGAAAGGAAGGCACUACUACAACCGUGGCGUUGUCUAUCAUCGGAUGGGCCGCGAAGAGGAUGCUAUUGAGGACCUGUCCAGGGCCAUUGAGCUAGGCAGCACUGAGGCUGCCGUCUUCAGCGAAAGAGGUCUUGCGUGGAGAUCCUUUGGCAAUAUGGCCCAGGCCGUCAUCGACCUCACCUCCGCCAUUGAAGCUGAUGGCACCCAGACCUUGUACCUCUCCAACCGAGGGCAGUGUCUGUUUGAGCAAGGGCUCUACGAUAGGGCUGAGGCUGAUCUAAGCCGUGCCCUGCAGAUCGACGGCCGGGAUGCGGAGCUGCUUUACAGGCGGGGCAUCACGCGCUAUGCGCAGAAGCACUACGCGGAGUCCAUUGCGGAUCUGAAGGCCGCCUUGGCUCAGGGCCCGGUGGCUGGUCAUGAGGCAGAGGUGUACUACCAUCUGGGUGUCUCCUACGCCAACUUGGGCAAGCACGUGCUGGCAGUUCCCGCCUACGACCAAGCCAUCAACCUCACACGCGAAGACAAGCCCCACUAUUUGCAUGAGCGUGCAAAGAGCCUGCAGAUCGUUGGAGAGCACAAGCGUGCCCUGGACGACUUCUCCAAGGUGAUCGACAUGCAGCCAACCAAUGCACGUGCCAUGUUCAGGAGGGCUUUCAGCUUCAAGGUGGGGCUCGUUUUGCAAACCGACCACAGGUGGCGACAGAAAUGUCUGUUAUCUCGCGAGAUGUUGAUGUCAGUUGCUGCUGGAUGA